GCAACGUUCGCGCAUCAAGGGAAGCACUACACCAAACGGCGAAGAAUUUUGUCUUUAAUUCAAUACGCGUGACGUCAGAGCUUCACCUGUUUUUGAUUAUUUGCUAUAGUUUCUGCUGCGUUGCAAGUGCGUUGUGCGUGCAAGGCGCAAACUGAUGGCCGAUGUGCCACGGAAUAUAUAUGUACAUCGAGAUGUGUCAAAUUUUAGGGUUAUAUUAGAGAGAAAAACUGUGAUUAUGAAUUUGAUUUGGAUGUGAUAUAUUUUCUUUAUCAACAAUGGAUAGUCAUCAGGCCGAGUCGGAGAAGCCGGCGGUUUCCACUAUUUCCAAAAAAGUUAGCAAACUUUUGGAGACACGACCGGAAAAUGACAAGGACACGAUAGAAGCACUGAAGGAAUUGUCAACGUUUUUCAAAGAAAACACAGUAGAAGAUCGUCGCAACUUACGCAGCAAAAUAGAGAGGAGAAGCUUGGCAAUCAACGAAGAAUUCAUCGAUGCUUUCAAGGAAGUAAAGAGUGUUUUGGACAACAUGCACAGAGACGUAGCUGGAAUGAACGACUGUGUACAGAGUAUGACUAAUAGACUGCAAACUACUAAGGCACGCACCCUGCAACUGAUUGAUCAAACAACAAAACUCCAAAAUGAAAGUAAAAAACUUACUAUGCAACAAGAAAUUGCAAAUGCAUUUAUAAAGAGAUUCCAAUUGAAUGCUGAUGAGCUGGCUGUUCUACAUGGCAGUUCUCGAGAAGCUCCCAUAACAGAGGAAUUUUUCAUUGUCAUAAACCGAGUACAAGAGAUCCACAGUAGUUGCAGAAUAUUGAUGCAAUCUGGACAUCAAACUCUGGCUCUGGAUAUAAUGCAGCGUAUGACCCUGUUACAAGAAGCAGGUCUGGAAAGACUUUAUCGCUGGACUCAAACUCAAUGUCGACACAUUGAAAAUGAGCAAUUAGUUCCUCUUCUCACCAAAGCCAUGAGUAAACUGCAAGAGAGACCUGUACUUUUCAAGUACAUUCUAGACGAAUACUGCACAUCCAGAAGAUCAGUCUUAGUCAGCUCAUUUAUUGAUGCUUUGACUCUUGGCAGAGGUCACGGAAGUGACUCCAAUUCAAUAGAGAUGCAUGCCCAUGAUCCUAAACGAUAUGUUGGAGAUAUUCUUGCCUGGCUCCAUCAAGCCAUUCCAGUAGAGAAGGAAAAUCUUUUGACAUUGUUAAAAGCCUGUGACAAAUCGGAUAUGUCUGAACAGAUAACACAAGCUUUGAGUAACAUAACAGAGGGCUUGUGUCAUCCUUUAAAAUCUAGAAUCGAACAUAUAGUAGCUGUUGAGGCACCAUCAACAGUUUUGUACUCUGUGACCACUCUUAUAAGGUUUUACAGAGCUACUUUGAAGCCAGUUAUACACGAUAGUGUGCUUGAUGUGAUGUUUGGUGAUUUAUUGGAGUUAAGUGAGAAGAGCUUUGUCAGUAGGCUUCAAAGGGAAACUAGGAUGGCUCUUGGAGAGAGAGCUGAACCUCCAGGCACAGAUUUGGUCCCUGCACCUUCUGUCUCAAGACUGUUAUCUCUGCUAAAUGAAGUUCUAUCAGUUGCAAGUAUUGCAGAAGACAGAGAAAAAGACAUGCUACAAAUUGUUUCCUGUAUUAUCGAUCCACUACUGCAAGAAGUCAAUGAAACAGCUUCAAGACUCCCAACUGUAGAUAUGGCUGUGUACCUUUUGAAUUGCAUGCACCAAAUUCAUUCCACUCUGGCUUUGUACGAGUACAUGGACCAACGUCUGGAGAGACUGCAGGCUCAGUCCGAUGCUCAAAUCGACACGCUAACUUCCGAACAAGCCAGUUCUUUGGUAGCACAUCUAAAUUUAGGCCCGAUAUACAAUAUUCUACAAGGCCACUAUCAGGGACCACUGUCUUCUAUUCCUGGAAUGGAUCCUCUUAGCAUUAAGGAAUUCACCAAUAAGCUGGAAGGAUUUCUCGUUAUGCCGGACGUUCUGCUGCUACCGCAGAUUUCUCUGCUUCAGAGCAGCACUCAUCGCACGAAUACCCAGCGCAGGGCUUUCGAAGUAAUCGGCGCUAUAUACAAGCAACUUUACGACGCCUGUCACGAGCCGAAGAAUCUUUAUCAGAAUCCCGGCAGUCUCUUCGGCCACACGCCCGAGGAGCUUCUGAAAACGCUGUUCGCUCAGUAAAUAAAUGUCCGUUAUUAAGUGUGCGGGGAAACAUCAGUAUCUGCCCGAUCUAUAUGGAUGCCCAAGAAAUUCUAUAAUUCACGCUGUAUUAAAUGUGUAUAUGUAUAAAAUGCCAAACUCUAUAAGAGAUGACUGUAUAUUAUUAAAGUUAUGUUAUUAUUUUA
Messenger RNA from Nasonia vitripennis (jewel wasp), 2341 nucleotides. It is a transcript of the gene Cog6, whose product is annotated as conserved oligomeric Golgi complex subunit 6. The transcript has 7 exons. Bases 276 to 2177 code for a protein of 633 amino acids. Gene Ontology annotation, cellular component: COG complex. Lineage: Eukaryota; Metazoa; Arthropoda; Insecta; Hymenoptera; Pteromalidae. The record is from RefSeq and is a predicted model, not a curated record. Gene Ontology annotation, biological process: intra-Golgi vesicle-mediated transport.